UUCGCGCGUUUUUCAAUUCGAAUUCUGAAGGAAAUGGUAGAGGAUGGAACCACCGCAAACGAUGAAUCUAUGAAGCUAGCGAUAGCGGUUGCGCUUCUCCGAUCAAAGUUCACGAAAAAUGUUAAACAGUGUAAUCCAAUUUCUCCCUCUCAAUCAGAAACUCUUUUCCGUUGGAAACGAAAGGCUAAAGAACGGAAGCAAGAGAUUCUACGGCUCAGAGAAGAUCUGAAAGAAUCUCAAGAUGCUUCGCAUUGUGAUCUAUUUCCUGAGAACGCUUCUUGCAAGUGCUAUUUCUUCGAUAAUUUAGGGGAAUUAAGUUCUAAGUAUCAUGGAAAUGAUUCGUUUAACAGAUUCAAUGACGUACUUCGCCGGAGAUUUCUACGGCAAGUGCGGUUUAAGGAAAGGAGGAGAAGGAUUGGUUCUUCAUCUUCUUCGAGUCAGCAACGGCUUUGUUUAGGUUUAGCUGAGGAUGAUGAUACAGAGCAGCUGAAAGCAUCUGCUGAUUUUCUUGUGGAGCUGUGUGAGACUGUGGAUGAUUCCAAAUUUGCAAACAUGGCACACCAAGCCGUUGACUUUAUAUUAGUUUCAUUGAAGACUCUUCUGUCUACGGGAAGGAACCUGGAACUUGUUGAACGAAUUAUCAAUAGCCUAGUUACACGUUUGACGUUGAAGAUGUGCUCGUACUUGUCAGAAAAUGGAUCUCAACACAGUGACACCGAUGCACAGUUCUGUAUUCAGCAUUUGGUCCGUAAACUUGGUAGUGAGCCUUAUAUUGGCCAACGGGCUAUACUUGCAGUUUGUCAAAGAAUUUUGGUGCUAGCAGAACGUUUGCUUUUCUCUGACCCCUUUGAUGACUCUUUUUCUAACAUGCACGAAUGUAUGUUCAUCAUGAUCCAGCUUAUUGAGUUUUUGGUGGGAGAUUACUUAUUAGAGUGGUCAAAAGCUGAAGAUCUUGACACCACGCUCCUUGAAGAUUGGAUGACGUCAAUUAUUCAGGCAAGAAAAGCAUUAGAACUUCUGGAAAGCAGAAAUGGACUAUACGCCCUUUAUAUGGACCGUGUCACAGGUGAGUUGGCGAAACAUGUCGAUGGAGUCUCAUUGCUUCAGAAGGUUAAACCGGAUAUGUUUAAUCGCUUGUUUCACUAAACAUGAUUCAAUUGUGAGAAAUAUAUAUGACCCAUAUAGGGGGAAAAUUGUAUAUAUGGAAACUAGGAGAAUAGAUUAAGCCCAACUUUCCUUCUUCAUUGUACUUUGUCCUAUAAACUCAUUUUACUCCUAUCUUCCUAAGUCUUAAUACCAACACGCAGAGAUGUCA
Vicia villosa (hairy vetch) is the source of this 1315-nucleotide messenger RNA. Its product is annotated as protein MULTIPOLAR SPINDLE 1. Gene Ontology annotation, biological process: meiotic spindle organization; meiotic DNA double-strand break formation. The transcript is spliced from 10 exons. The record is from RefSeq and is a predicted model, not a curated record. The coding region runs from base 34 to 1146 and encodes 370 amino acids. NCBI's taxonomy places the organism in Eukaryota, Viridiplantae, Streptophyta, Magnoliopsida, Fabales, Fabaceae.